Molecule: messenger RNA, 2097 nt
Organism: Ctenopharyngodon idella (grass carp)
Lineage: Eukaryota; Metazoa; Chordata; Actinopteri; Cypriniformes; Xenocyprididae
Product: Ferritin light chain, oocyte isoform-like
Exons: 3
Coding region: 219-827 (202 amino acids)
Biological process (GO): intracellular iron ion homeostasis; iron ion transport
Cellular component (GO): cytoplasm
Molecular function (GO): ferrous iron binding; ferric iron binding
Source: RefSeq, a predicted model, not a curated record
UGAACUUGACAGAAUGAACGGGAAACGCUCGCAUUUUUAGUCUUCCCGCAUCUACGUUUAUCCAGCAGCUGUCGACUUUGAAUAUUAGUACAUCACUACACUUAUUUCUUCACAGUACGGAAAUACGACAUAAUAGCGUCAUGUGAGGAUAUACGAAACGCCUGAAAUCACCGAGGACAGUGAGGACAUUCAGUAUUGAUGUCCGUUACAGCGUAAACAUGUCGGAACCGAGGGUAAAGCGAAUAAAAACUUGCCUCCCGCUCUGUAAAACACAUUUAUCUACUGCUGGGAGUCAGGUCAGACAAAACUUCCCGACUGUUGUGGAGGAAAGUCUGUGUGGAGUUUCCAAUUUUCUUAUGGAGGUCUCAUACAGACUGGAAGCGCUGGCCAAAAUCUUUGAGCAGAGCGAUUUGUCUUUACCCAGAGUGGCUGCGUAUUUUCACCAGGAAUCAAUGAACGAAAUAGAACAGGCAGAGGCAAUGCUGCAGUACCUGUCCCAACGGGGAGGGAAAUUCUGUGGCAGGAACAUUCAGAGGCCAGGCACUGAAAAUGUGUGCGCCGUCCUUCCCGCUCUGGAGAUCAUGCUUAACCAGUGGAAGGAGGAGAUGAGCGUCAUGGUGGAGCUGAAUCAACUGGCUCGCGAGUACGGAGAUCCACACACUGCCAGCGUAAUCAAAAGUCAGUUCAUUGAGCCUCUUGUCCCAAAGGUCAAGCUCGUAGGUGACCUCUUGACCAGCGCUCACAGAGUGGGCUGCACCAGUGACAGCGCAGGAGGCUUCGGCGAGUACCUCAUCGACCAGCUACAAGAGACGCUGACUACUGCCUAGACUUCCUCUUCGGAAUAAUUUAGGAAGCUUAGAAUGUGUAUAUGGCACUUCAACAGAUGAAUGGAUGGAUAGGCUAUUUAAAGGGUUAGUUCACCCAAAAAUGAAAAUUCUGUCAAUAAUUACUCACCCUCAUGUCAUUCCAAACCCGUAAGACUUUCGUUCAUCUUCGGAACAUAAAUGAAGAUCUUUUUGAUGAAAUCUUGAGAGAUUUCUGUCCCUCCAUAGACAGCUAUGCAAUUGCAACGCUUCAAAAACUUCAUAAAAAGAUUGUAAAACUAAUCCAUAUGAAUUGAGUGGUUUAGUCCAAAUUUUCUGAAGAGACUCCAUCACUUUAUAUGAUGAACAGAUUGAAUUUAGGCUUUUACUCACAUAUAAACAACUCUUUAUUAACUUUUUGAAGCGUCAACGUGGUAGUUGGAGGGACAGAAAGCUCUCAGAUUUAAUCAGAAUGAUCUUCAUUUGUGUUCUGAAGAUGAACAAAAGACUUACGGGAGUAAUUAAUGACAGAAUUUUCAUUUAUGGGAGAACUAUCCCUUUAAAGUGCAGAAAUGCAAUCACAGUGGUGCAAGAUUUGUAUGUAACAAGUAGUCACUCCAGUUGUAGAUAUUAUUUUGGUAACACUUUAGAUUAGGGAACACAUAUUGAGUAGUUGCUUAUCAGCAUGCAUAUUACUAGCAUUUUGGCUGUUUAUUAGUACUUAUAAAGCACAUAUUAAUGCCUUAUUCUGCAAGACCAUAUUCUAAGUCCCUUAACCCUACCUCACACCUAAACAUAACCACUACAACAACUUACUUACUAUCAAUAAACAAUAGUUAGGAGUUUAUUGAGGGAAAAACUCCUAGUUAAUAGUGAAUAUGUGUUCCCUAAUCUAAAGUGUUACCAUUAUUUUAAUAUCAUUCCAGUAAAAUUAAGGUAUUCUUCAAUGACUGAAAUAAGAAGUUUAGAUAAGAGUUUUUUUUUACUUAACUUUUCUAUCUAUCUCUCUUCAUGUAUUAGUGCUUCAGACCAUAAAUUUAGAUGCAUUUAUAUAUGGAACACUGCACUGGCCUGUAUCCUCUGUGUGAGAGAUUUAUUUGUUUUUGUUUUUUCAAAACAAAAUUUUGCCUUUAUUUGUGCAAGUUAAAAGUAAAUAUAUAUUUUAUAUUUGCAUAUGUAUUAGAUUUGUGAACAUUAUUUCAAAUGAAAAUGUUAUUUUACACUCCCUGACUUUGACUUUUUUACUUUUGCAUAUUAUCCUGCAGUGGGUUUAAUAAACAAUGUCCACAUUUCA